Molecule: messenger RNA, 1649 nt
Organism: Branchiostoma belcheri (Belcher's lancelet)
Lineage: Eukaryota; Metazoa; Chordata; Leptocardii; Amphioxiformes; Branchiostomatidae
Product: arginyl-tRNA--protein transferase 1-like
Exons: 13
Coding region: 27-1529 (500 amino acids)
Biological process (GO): protein arginylation
Cellular component (GO): cytoplasm
Molecular function (GO): arginyl-tRNA--protein transferase activity
Source: RefSeq, a predicted model, not a curated record
AGGAGACGGUGUAGACCUCAGUCAUCAUGUCUGGUCGGAGUAUAGUGGAGUGGUUUGCAGAACAUGAGGCGUAUCGCUGCGGAUACUGUGGGACCUCAGACACCAACUUUUCCCACGGUAUGUGGGCCCACACCAUGACCUGUCAGGACUACCAGGACUUGAUUGACAGGGGCUGGAGAAGGAGUGGGAAGUAUGUGUACAAACCAACCAUGAACCAAACAUGCUGCCCACAGUACACUAUCAAGUGUGCAGCUCUCCAGUACCGUCCCAGCCGGUCUCAGAAGAAGGUGAUCAAAAAGGUGGCCAAACUGCUGGUUAAUCCUCCAACAGGCAGUAAACCAGGGGAGCAAGGUGGUUCUGACUCACAGGGACCCAGCAUGGUAGAAGACGUCCCCGACAAGCAGCCUUCAAACAUCAACGUCCCCCAGGUGUCGUCAGAUGCACAACAGGUGUCUUCAGAUGUGCAACAGGUGUCAGCAGGUGCAGCACAGGUGAAAAAGUCAGGGUCAAGUCAUGAAAGUCAAGGUGAUGUGAAGGAAGGCGGUGCCUCGUGUGAAGUGGACAAGCCAUCUUCAAGCAACAAAGUACCACGGGCAGGGGAAGGUCCAGACCCCUCCAAGCCUCCCUGUAAGAAAGCAAAGUUCUUAAGGAAACAGAGAAAACAGGAAAAAGAAGCCUUGAGACAAUCAGCAGAGACUGCACAGAACCUGCCAUGGAAGAAAGAACGUAAAGAAGACACCCAGAAGUCACUUGAAGACUUUCUUAAAGAUGAAGCCUUGUCUAGGUUGGAGAUGAGGCUAGUCCGGAGUGAACCUAAUAGUGAGGAGUUUAGCCGGACGAGGAUGGAGUCUUACGAGCUGUAUAAAAAGUACCAGAUAGCCAUACACAAGGAUGAGCCUGACAAGUGUACAAUGAAGCAGUGGACCAGGUUUCUAGUGGACUCUCCCCUACAGGAAGAGCACAAGCCUGGCCUCCCUGCAUGUGGGAAUGGUUCGUUCCACCAGCAGUACUGGUUGGAUGGGAAGCUGAUAGCAGUAGGAGUGUUGGACAUCCUGCCGAGCUGUGUGUCAUCUGUGUACCUGUACUACGACCCUGACUAUCACUAUCUGUCCCUCGGCACGUACUCAGCACUCAGGGAAAUCUCCCUGACCAGGCAGCUGCAUGAGACGGCUCCCAGGCUGGAGUAUUACUACAUGGGCUUCUACAUCCACACCUGUCCCAAGAUGAAGUACAAGGGUAACUACGACUCGUCCUUCCUGCUGUGUCCUGAGGUGUACUCCUGGGUUCCUGUGGAGAAGUGUCGUCCUAAACUGGACGCCAGUAACUACGCCAGGCUGGAGGAUCCUGGGAAAGCUGAUGAGAACGGUAACAUUGACGUGAACCGCGUCCUGGUGCUGUACGAGCAGCAGCUCAUGCCAUACGCGAUCUACCGGGCGAUAACGGGCGGCAGCGACGAGGACGAUGUCAGGUUAUACGCCACGCUUGCUGGUAGGACGUGUGCGGAGAGAAUCAUCCUCUUCAGGAAUUAGAAAUGUACACAUGCAAGUCUUAUGGUUUAUAUACUAGUAAUAGUAAGGAAACUUGGUGAGCAAAUCUUACUGUUCAGUACAUGCACAAACAUUCAGUCUAUGUUGAUGUGCGCAGAAUGG